This is a messenger RNA of Triticum turgidum subsp. durum (durum wheat), 1065 nucleotides long. Lineage: Eukaryota; Viridiplantae; Streptophyta; Magnoliopsida; Poales; Poaceae. The record is from the annotation of a GenBank genome assembly.
AUGCUUGGCUUAGAUGAGUUCAUUGCUCAAGCUUGUGAAGUUGAUCAUACUGGAGAGGCGUCCAAGGGCUUCUAUGAAAGAAGGGGGUUGGAUUCAUCCCCCGGUACGGAUGGGGCUGUCCUGAGGAACGACAAAGGGAAGUUUAUUGCGGGGGGGAAUCAAUUGGUGGAUUCAGGUGUUCCUUUCACCAAUGUCUCGGGGAGCCGCCAUCUCACACAUCCCGCCUUCCUGCCCAACCGCCGGCAGGUCAAGAUCAUGGACUGCUGUAACGGCCUCCUUCUCUGCUCCUCAUACGUUGCCGGCGACCAUGGCGACGUGUUCCGGUACAUUGUGUGCAAUCCCGCCACAGAGGAAUGGGCUGAGUUCCCGUACUGCGGCUAUUCCGGCCUGGUGGCUAAUGCACGCUUGUGUUUUGAUCCAGCCGUGUCCCCUCAUUUCCAUGUGUUUUUGUUGCCGGUGGCGGAUAUCUGCAUUACCGGAGUGCAUGUCUAUUCAUCUGAAACCGGGAGUUGGGUUCAUAAGGAGAAGAGAUGGAGCGGCACUAUUGAUGUCGCUAAUGAUCGGUCAACUGUUUAUCUUAAUGGUUAUCUGCAUUUCUGUGCCAUUGUUGAUGGUUCUGACGGUCGUCUAGCUGCAGUGGACAAGGAGGGGGGAGCAAGGACUAACUUCCGUGUUCCUGAUGGUCUGGAUGUUGGUUUUAUUCAGCUGUCACAGGGCUGCCUGCAUUAUGCUGGUUUUGACACAGAUGAUGAUAAUGUUGUUCGACUGCUAGUUUAUGUUCUUAAAGACUAUGACCGCAAAGAAUGGAUACUGAAGCAUAGCGUCGAAACUUCGCAUUUGCUUGGAGGGCGACACAUAGAAUACCUUGAUGAGGACUUUGAUUGGAUUGCAAUUCAUCCAGAAUGUGACUUGAUCUUCUUCGCUGUGGCCCAGGAGGAUAUCACAUUCAUGUGCUAUGAUAUGGAUAGUGGACAAGUUAAAGUGAUGUGCAAUCUUGAAGAUAGCAACCAGGCAUAUUUUCCGUAUGUGCCACUAUAUGAAGAGUUACAAUCGUUGCACAAGUGA